AUGAAUAACUUUAAGCCUGAAUUGCUUAACUGCGUACCAAAUUUUGACGGAAAUCCCAACGAUCUCAAUCGAUAUCUUGCUACAUGUCAAAGUUUGAUCGAUAAUUUCUACAUAAUUACCGAACCCAAUAACUUUCAGAAUGUUUAUCUUUUAAAUUGUUUAUUUGGAAAACUAAGUGGAAACGCAAAAUUAGUAAUUAAUGUUAGUAACGUUUCUACAUGGAAAGAAUUAAAAGAAACUCUUUAUCGAAAUUUUGCUGAUCAACGGGAUGAAGCCUGUUUGAAUCGAGACUUAGUAAUGUUACGACAAUCGCCUAACGAAAGUCCUAACCAAUUUUAUGACAAAAUUUUACAUAUUUUAAACCUUUUAUGCUCGUUCGUUGAUAUACACGAGACUGAACAAAAUUCGAAAAAUUUGAAACGCAAACUAUAUACUGAUCUAGCUUUGAAAACUUAUCUUUCGGGUUUAAGAGAACCUUUAGGUACUACCAUUAGGUGUAUGAGACCUACAGACUUACCCACCGCGUUGCAAUAUGUAACACAAGAACACAAUACCAAAUAUCUUCAAAAUUUUCAAAACAUCCCUAAGUUAACAGUGCCAGUUCAUAAACCACCAUCUUUCCAACCCCGAUUAUUCCAAAUGUCUAAAUUUCAACCCCAAAAUUUUCGCAAUAAUUUUCAACCACAAUUUUCGCAAAACACCCCAAGGCAACCUUUUAAUGCAUUUAAUAUGCACACCCCUUAUAACUCUUUUUCAGCACGUCCAAGUUUUCCUUCCCAGCCAAUUCCAAUUCGACCUAAUUUUAAUAAUAUACCACAUAGAUUUCCAACAAAUUCUCAGGUAUUUGGAAAGCCUAAUCAAAAUAGUCAAACCAAUGUUUUUAAGCCGAACCCGAACCAACCCUUUCCCAAACCAACCCCUAUGAGUAUAUCGACGAGGCAAACAAGUAAUAUCAAACCAAACUUUAAUAACAACUAUCCACCACCACAAAAGUUUGUUUCUGAAGAACUCUGCAAUACUCAAAUGGAAAAUGUCAAUCAAAUCGACUAUGAGGAAAAUAAUUUUCAAAAUUUAGAAAAUAACGACGAAAACAAUUAUUACGAAUACGGACAAACAGAUAUGUCUGAAAAUGAAAAUUAUUCAGAACAUCAACAGCAAUUUGAACAAUAUACUCAACCGGACGAAAAUUUUCAGGACACCCUGGUAACGAACACGGAUACUUAA
This is a messenger RNA of Sitophilus oryzae (rice weevil), 1224 nucleotides long. Its product is annotated as probable serine/threonine-protein kinase DDB_G0276461. NCBI's taxonomy places the organism in Eukaryota, Metazoa, Arthropoda, Insecta, Coleoptera, Curculionidae. Bases 1 to 1224 code for a protein of 407 amino acids. The transcript has a single exon. The record is from RefSeq and is a predicted model, not a curated record.